Messenger RNA from Colius striatus (speckled mousebird), 4799 nucleotides. It is a transcript of the gene CDH11, whose product is annotated as cadherin 11. Gene Ontology annotation, biological process: adherens junction organization; homophilic cell-cell adhesion; multicellular organism development. The transcript is spliced from 13 exons. The coding region runs from base 423 to 2801 and encodes 792 amino acids. Gene Ontology annotation, cellular component: plasma membrane; catenin complex; adherens junction. The record is from RefSeq and is a predicted model, not a curated record. NCBI's taxonomy places the organism in Eukaryota, Metazoa, Chordata, Aves, Coliiformes, Coliidae. Gene Ontology annotation, molecular function: calcium ion binding; cadherin binding.
GUGGAGUGUAAUAGGCUGAAGAUGCUGCCGUGUCUGCUCAGUGUCUAGUUGUGAAUGGGACUUGCCUCUUCUCCCUUCUCCGGAGGUGGUCAAGGGAAGCGGCCAGCCCCGUUGGACCCGCAGCCAGAGCUGAAGUACUGGAUAAGUGUCAGCAGAAAGCUUACAUCUGCAUUGUCAUCAUAGUCUCAUUAAGUGGCAUUUGAAAUGUGUGGAAUAUGCUACAUAAAUUGGCAACAAGUUUCCAGUGGGUGAAGGAAUUAAGUUGGGAAGCUGCAGAGCAUUGAAGUGAUGUGUUUAAUGUGUGGUGGCAUCCUAUGUGCAGAACAUUUCAUCUGAAACUUUUUGGUGGCCCCAAACUUUUUGACUUCCAAGGUGGAAGGGGUAGAUUCUUGAAUACUCCUGUGCCUACAAAAUAACCAAAAAUGAAGGAGGACAAUUGUUUACAUGCCGCUCUCAUCUGCCUGGGCAUGCUGUACUACAGCCAUGCCAUAACUACAGAAAAACUGAACCACACAAGGCCGUCACUUCAUGGUCACCACGAGAAGGGAAAAGAAGGACAAGUUCUGCAUCGUUCAAAAAGAGGCUGGGUGUGGAAUCAGUUCUUUGUUAUAGAAGAGUAUACAGGACCAGAUCCUGUACUAGUAGGAAGGCUUCAUUCAGAUAUUGAUUCUGGAGAUGGAAACAUUAAAUACAUUCUCUCAGGUGAAGGAGCAGGAAUCAUUUUUGUUAUUGAUGACAAAUCAGGGAACAUCCAUGCAACAAAGACACUGGACCGGGAGGAGAGAGCUCAGUACACUCUCACGGCACAAGCUGUAGACAGAAACACUAACAGACCUUUGGAACCACCUUCUGAAUUCAUUGUUAAGGUUCAAGAUAUAAAUGACAACCCACCUGAGUUUCUUCAUGAAAACUACCAUGCCAAUGUGCCAGAAAGAUCAAAUGUAGGUACAUCAGUUAUUCAGGUAACAGCUUCAGAUGCUGAUGAUCCUACCUAUGGGAACAGUGCCAAAUUGGUUUACAGUAUUCUUGAAGGUCAACCGUACUUCUCGGUGGAAGCUCAAACAGGAAUUAUCCGAACUGCACUUCCAAAUAUGGACAGAGAAGCUAAGGAGGAGUAUCAUGUUGUAAUUCAGGCAAAAGAUAUGGGAGGACACAUGGGAGGCCUCUCAGGGACAACCAAAGUGACAAUUACACUUACAGAUGUCAAUGACAACCCACCAAAGUUCCCACAGAGUGUCUACCAGAUGUCAGUGUCAGAAGCAGCUGUCCCAGGAGAGGAAGUAGGAAGAGUGAAGGCCAAAGAUCCAGACAUUGGGGAAAAUGGCUUAGUAGCUUACAGCAUCAUUGACGGAGAUGGCAUGGAUAUGUUUGAAAUUACAACAGAUUAUGAGACUCAGGAAGGUGUUGUAAAGCUUAAGAAAGUCUUAGAUUUUGAAACCAAAAAGUCCUAUAGUCUGAAGGUAGAGGCAGCCAAUGUACAUAUUGAUCCUAAGUUCAUCAGUAACGGGCCAUUCAAGGACACAGUAACAGUGAAGAUAUCAGUGGAAGAUGCUGAUGAGCCACCUGUGUUUUUAAAGCCAAGUUAUAUUUUUGAAGUACAAGAAAAUGCGGCAUCUGGUACUGUGGUUGGAAAAGUACAUGCCAAAGACCCUGAUGCUGCAAACAGUGCUAUAAGAUAUUCAAUUGAUCGUCACACUGACCUUGAAAGAUAUUUUAUUAUCAAUGCAGAAGAUGGCAAUAUCAAGACAAUAAAAGCUUUGGAUAGGGAAGAAAUUGCUUGGCAUAAUAUCUCUGUCUUUGCAGUUGAAGUCCACAAACAACACCAGGAAGCCAAAGUUCCAGUUGCGAUUAAGGUCAUUGAUGUCAAUGACAACGCUCCCAAAUUUGCAGCAGCCUAUGAAGCAUUUGUUUGUGAGAAUGCCCGAAGCAAUCAGCAAUUUAUUACAAUUAGUGCUGAUGACAAGGAUGACUCGGCCAAUGGACCAAGAUUUAUCUUCAGUUUACCACCUGAAAUUAUUCAUAAUCCAAAUUUUACACUCAGAGACAACAGAGAUAACACAGCAAGUGUUCUUGUUAGACGUGAAGGAUUUAGUCGCCAAAAGCAAGAUUUAUACCUUCUUCCUAUUGUCAUAAGUGAUGGUGGACUCCCGCCUAUGAGCAGCACCAACACCCUCACCAUUCGGGUCUGUGGCUGUGACAGCAACGGCUCCUUGCUCUCCUGUAAUGCUGAAGCCUACAUCCUCAAUGCUGGAUUAAGCACUGGAGCUUUAAUUGCCAUUCUUGCUUGCAUUGUGAUUUUGUUAGUCAUUGUAGUGUUGUUUGUAACACUGAAAAGGCAGAAGAAGGAACCUCUGAUUGUUUUUGAAGAAGAAGAUGUCCGAGAGAACAUUAUUACUUAUGAUGACGAAGGUGGAGGAGAGGAAGAUACCGAGGCUUUUGAUAUAGCUACUUUGCAGAACCCUGAUGGCAUCAAUGGAUUUAUUCCUCGUAAAGACAUAAAACCUGAGUAUCAGUAUAUGCCAAGACCAGGGCUUCGGCCAGCUCCCAAUAGUGUUGAUGUUGAUGAUUUCAUCAACACAAGAAUACAAGAGGCUGAUAACGAUCCAACUGCUCCUCCUUAUGACUCUAUUCAGAUCUAUGGCUAUGAAGGAAGAGGCUCAGUGGCUGGUUCACUUAGCUCAUUAGAGUCAGCGACAACAGAUUCUGAUUUGGACUACGACUAUCUACAAAAUUGGGGACCUCGAUUUAAGAAACUUGCGGACUUGUAUGGCUCCAAAGACACUUUCGAUGAUGAUUCUUAACGAUAAAGUUUAAGAUUUGGCCUUAAGAACUGUGUCCAAUGUUCUGAAGAAUCCAGAAGAAAUGUAAGCAGGUAUUUUUUUAAAAAUCAAGAAAAAAAAAUCUCACUUAAACAUUUAAGUUUGACAGAGAGGAUUCCUUUCAUUAAAAAGGACAAAAAAGUGGUAAAUACUGUGAAGUACCUUUUCCUACAAAAGGCAAAUGUAGAAGUUGGCUGCCAACUUCACUAAAGGAAAAAACCCACUUAAGAAAUACAAAAUAUUUAAAUGAAGGAAAAUGAUAAAAGUGAACCUACAAAUAAGGGAAAUCUUUUAUGUAUUAUGAACAUCUAAAUCUUUUAUGUCAAAGAAGCUUCCACAAAUUAGAAAAGAUAACAGUUCUGAGCUGUAAUUUCGCCUUAAACUAUGGACACUCUACACGGUAGUGCAUUUUUAAACUUGAAAUAUAUAAUAUUCAGCCAGCUUAAACCCAUAUGAUGUAUGUACAGUACAAUGUACAAUUAUUAUGUCUCUUGAGCAUCAAACUUGUUACUGCUGAUUCUUGUAAAUCUUUUUGCUUAAACUUUCAUCUUGAACUAAUACGUGCCAGAUAUAAAAACUCUGUCUUGUUGCAGUGGGAGGCGCCCUAUUUCUAUGUCAUUUUUAAUGUAUCUAUUUGUACAAUUUUAAAAUUCUUAUUUUAGUAUACAUACAAAUAUCAGUAUUCUGACAUGUAAGAAAUGUUACAGCAUCACACUUAUAUUUUAUGAACAUUGUACUGUUGCUUUAAUAUGUGCUUCAAUAUAAGAAGCAGACUUUGAAAUAAACUGAUUCUUUUUUAAUUCUUGUUCUGGUUAUUAAGCAUAUAAGGAAAACCAUAGUGUUUCUAAUGUCCCAUUUAUAGUUCAGACUAAUUUACUACAGUUGUGACCUUUUAAUAGCCUUAUUUAUUAUGUGUUUGUAGUUGGUUCGUUGCCUUGUUAAGUGAUUAUUUAAAAAUCAAGUACAUUUUACAAAUGUUUUUUAGAUUAAAAAAUGUAACGUCUGGUGAACAUUUUGUACCCUAUCUACAACUUGUGGCUGCUCCCAGAACACAGUAAUAAUCUUCGUAUAAUACUACUGUGAUUUCUGGAUUAAAUUAAGUGUAAUACUCUUCAAUAUUUCCCAUGUAAUAUGCAUUUAUCUUAUAUCUUAGAAAUUCCAGAGGUUUCAGAAAUGACUUUGUAAGUGGACAGGAGUACUCUGUACUUCCAACGUACUCCAGGCUUGUGAAUUUCCCUGUCUGUGCUAAGCUUCUGCAGAUUUUAGAGACUUAAAUCUGACCCAGUUUAGCUGUAAGUUCCCUAAAGACUGUUCUACCUGACAAUUACCUUACCUGAGUAGUAAUUAAGAUUCUGGCACUUACAUUUUUUUUUUUCUUUUCUUUUGAUUCUUCUCCCAUUUACUGCAGUAGAAUAGCAUCGUCUACUGAUAGGAAGAUGUUUUAAUUUGUGAUGACAGAAAUACAGAGUGCUUUCAGAGUUGUUCUUUGUAAUGUAUGUUUUUAAUCGAAAAAUGAUCUAUAACUUUUUUAUAUUAGUUCAGAAUGAGCAAGGGAUUGGAAUAUGUUCUGCGCAUCAACAUUUUCAGCAUCUGUGUAUAGCUGUACUUCUGCUAAAUUUAAUAUAGUUUGCUGUUUAGGGUCAGAGAUCAGCAGCUGCAAUAUGGGAAGAGGCAAUAAAUAGAAAUGAUAUACAUUUUUCUACUGUUCCUUUUACAGACCCGGUUCUUCAUUUCCAGUCAGGUACCAAACUGCUUGAUCUGAGAGGAAAUCUGAUUUGUUGGUGUAUUGCUUUUCUGAAGACCCCCGUAUAUGUAGUUAGAUUAAAAUUUAACUCGUUAAAAUUAUGGAUGAUGUUUCAGCUCUAUAGUCGUAACAUAUUCACUCGUCCCAUUAUAUCCCUAUGUUUUAUAAGGCAAAGUUUGCUAAAUCAGCAGAUUUGCUCGACAAUGUUUAUUGUAAUAUUUCACUUUAUUAUAGCU